Messenger RNA from Cylindrotheca closterium, 1581 nucleotides. The record is from the annotation of a GenBank genome assembly. Lineage: Eukaryota; Bacillariophyta; Bacillariophyceae; Bacillariales; Bacillariaceae.
AUGUCUUCCAACGAGAGUGCACAGGAGGAGGAUGCAAUCUCCACCUCUCCCUUUCUUCAUUACACAUCUGGGACCAUCGUUCCACCUUGCGUUACUCACAUUCGAGUAGACGAAACAGUGGAAGUACUAGAAGAAAAUGCAUUCAAGGAAUUACUGGAUCUACUUGCUGUCGAACUUCCCCAUGCACUGCGGUGCAUUGGAAAGAUGGCCUUUUAUUGUUGCGUCAAUCUGAAAACUGUGAAUUUUCCGCCACAAUUGAUUGAGAUUCCAGAGGAUGCCUUUCAGUCUUGUCGGAAUCUAGAAGACGUUGUCUUGCCUGCUAAACUAGAGAUCAUUGGAGCUAGGGCCUUUUUCGAAUGCGAGUCCAUUACGGAACUCAACUGCCCAGAAACGCUGAAAGUGAUUGGCAAGGGAGCCUUUGUUCAUUGUCGAUCCUUGGUCUCGAUGAAUCUUCCUGAUUCUUUAGAAGCUCUUGGCGAUAGAACCUUUGUGGACUGCGAAUCGCUAAAGACCAUAAACGUUCCUUCUGGAAUUAACAAGAUUCAACGGGGAACUUUCGCACAUUGUCACAGUUUGGCACAUGUGGAAAUGUCGGAAGGACUGGAGGUGGUUGGUGAGGGCGCCUUUUGGUUCUGCAUUUCACUGACGCGUGUGAGGAUCCCGACUACCGUCAAUGUGAUUGAAACGUCAGCUUUUCUGUACUGCACGAGUUUGGAGUCCGUAGAAGUAUCCUAUGGUAUUUACUAUGUGGGACCCAUGGCGUUUCAAAUGUGCGAGAACUUGGUGAAUAUUGCUCUCCCGCCGUCCUUGAACGAUGUAUCGAAGACUGCGUUUGACGGGUGUGAAAAGUUGAUGGAUUUAGUGUCCUCAGAUUCUGAGAAACUCUUUUCCAAACUGCGGGAACGGUUUGAUGGACUCUCUCUUCACAGGCUAUGCUACGACCACCAAAACCCAUUUAUUGUUUCCGAUGCGAUUGAUCAAGACAAUGGCUUUGCUGAAAGUGAGAAUACCAAGACUGUGGAUACUUUGGGUAUGCUUCCAUACCAUAUAUUGUCGUUGUCCACGAAACUCGAUUUAGGGCUAUUCAAGAAACUUUUGAUGAAAGACCAAUGCUCGAACAAAUUGGCUUUGGUGAGCGAAACCGAUAAGUUCGGCAAAUGUCCAAUGGAUUAUCUUUGUGGCAGCAAUGAAGCAAAUGCAAUCCAUGUGGUUCGAGAUAUCCUAGCGUUGGUGACAGCGGAUCGCAUUGGAAUCUUGGGUUUGGAACGAUGGAAGAUGGAAGUCAACCAAGGUAUUGAACACAUUGUCUACGGCGACGUUCCUUCAGCAAGGCGAAAACGAAUCUAUCAAGUUUACCGCAAUUUACUAUCCAAUGAAAGGCUAGAAGCUACUUCCUUAUUGGAACUGGUUGUUUGGAAGGCCGAGAUCGAGUCACUAACGUUGCAAUCAGCACCACUGAAUGGUGAGGAACGAAGAGCUUGUCGAAUCAAGAGUGGAGUCGGAAUAGUGAUACCGAACGUUAUGGCCUUUAUCAGUGAUGCCAUUGAUGAGUUGUCCUUUAAAUCCGAAGACUACGACUAA